Molecule: messenger RNA, 1329 nt
Organism: Abrus precatorius (Indian licorice)
Lineage: Eukaryota; Viridiplantae; Streptophyta; Magnoliopsida; Fabales; Fabaceae
Product: pectate lyase-like
Exons: 3
Coding region: 7-1329 (440 amino acids)
Molecular function (GO): pectate lyase activity
Source: RefSeq, a predicted model, not a curated record
AAAAUAAUGGCAGUAAGUGCAAGUAAGGUUGGCUUUAUCUUCUUGGUUGCUUUUGCCAUUACUAUUCCAUGCCUUGAGGCUGGCAUUGCUGAGUAUGACGACUUUCUGAAAACACAAGCUAAUUCGGCCCGUGAAAUCGCUCUCCAGUCCUUCGUGCCCAACCCUGAAAAUGUUACAACCGAGCUCAAUAUACACGUUAACAUGGCAUUGGAGGAGGCAUCAAACAGCAACAGGAGGGAACUAUCGGAAAAAUUCAAGGGAAAAUGCAUAGCCACAAACCCAAUUGAUCGUUGUUGGAGGUGUAGGAAAAACUGGGCCAAAAACCGCUUUAAAUUAGCUAAAUGUGGCAAAGGUUUUGGAAGAAGGGCCACCGGAGGAUUCGGUGGGCAAAUCUAUGUUGUCACCGAUAACUCCGAUGAAGAUGUGAUUAACCCUAAACCUGGGACUCUUAGGUAUGGUGCCACCCGAGAGGGACCAUUGUGGAUCAUAUUUGCACAUAGCAUGGUCAUUAAAUUGAAGCAGGAAUUGAUGGUGUCAUCCCACAAGACUAUUGAUGGUCGUGGUGCCAAUGUUAUAAUUAAGGAUGGUGGUGGCAUUACCUUGCAAUUUGUUAAUAAUGUCAUUAUUCAUGGCAUUCGCAUUAAAAAUAUCAAGUCUUUGGAUGGAGGUAUUAUUAGGGACUCUUGGAACCACAUUGGACUAAGAACAAGGAGUGAUGGAGAUGCCAUUUCCAUUUUUGGUUCUUCCAACAUUUGGAUUGAUCACAUUUCCCUCUCUGAUUCUGCCGAUGGUCUUGUCGACGUUAUCCAGGGUUCUACUGCUAUCACCAUCUCUAAUUGCCACUUGACCAAACAUAACGACGUGAUGCUGUUUGGAGCUAGCGAUACAUACGAUCCUGACAAGAUUAUGCAGAUUACAGUGGCAUUCAACCAUUUUGGGCAGGGACUGAUCCAGAGAAUGCCCAGAUGCAGAUGGGGCUUCUUCCAUGUGUUGAACAAUGACUACACUCACUGGCAGAUGUAUGCAAUUGGUGGAAGCUCAGGACCAACAAUUCUUAGUCAAGGAAAUCGUUUCAUUGCACCCAACAAUGAUGCUGCCAAGUUAGUCACACACAGGGACUAUGCAGGACCUGAAGUGUGGGGAAAAUGGCAAUGGAGAUCAGAUAAUGACUUGUUCAUGAAUGGAGCAAAGUUUAUCGAGUCCGGAACACCUAUUGGUAAAUUACCAUUCAACAAAGGGUUCUUAAUGAAACCAAGACCUGGAUCUCAAGCCAGUAGGCUAACAAAGUAUGCUGGUGCCCUCAAUUGCAGGGUAGGUAGGCCUUGCUAG